AUGCCUACGGUGCCUUUCAAAGUCAAGGCCAUUUACGAAUACAAGUCGGAAGAGCCCGACGACCUCAGUUUCGACAAUGGGCAGAUAAUCACAGUCACAGAGGACGAGGACGCAGAUUGGUACACUGGGGAAUUUGUGAGCCCCAGUGGAGAGAAGCUCGAGGGCAUAUUCCCUAGGAAUUUCGUCGAAAAGUAUGAGCCGGCAAUUCCUUCACGACCAGUGCGUGCCCCGAGGCGCGCUGCUGCUCCAGAGCCAACAGUGAAUGUCCCUGAGCCUUCACCUUCUCAACCAGCGCCUCCGCCGGAAGACACUCCGGAAGCUGUGCAUGCGGAUGAGAAGGAACCUGCAACGGAGCCAUCGGAACAAGCUAGAUCAGAGCCUGAGGCCCCUAUGCCAGCUCCAAAGCCCCAGCCAGCUGCUGCCGCUGCGCCUGCCUCUGGACCGACUUCCACUCCUUCGACGAAGGCUCCCCCUCCAGUCGCGGAGAAACCAACUUCGAGUUCUUUCAAGGACAGGAUUGCUGCGUUCAACAGACCAGCUGCAGCUCCAGUGGCACCAUUCAAGCCGGGAGGAGGAGGCCCCAGCACUGGCUUUAUCAAGAAGCCGUUUGUCGCACCUCCACCCAGCAGGAACGCUUAUGUUCCACCACCACGAGAACCCCCGAUCUCAAAGCCCUACAAGCGCGAGGAAGACCCUAGUGUAAAUGAGCCCGAAUCCAGAGAGCCUAUCGAAGCAGCAGCGCCGUCCGAGCCCGACGCUGACGACCAACCCAAACCACAAAGUCUCAAAGAAAGGAUAGCCCUCCUGCAGAAACAGCAACUGGAACAAGCGGCCCGAAAUGCUGAAAAGAAGGAGAAGCCCAAGAAACCACCCAAGAAGAGAGUUGAGACUGCCGAGUCUGGUGAACAGGUUCCGCAACCCGCGCCGGGUCUUACAAGACUGGACUCGAACGAGACGGUGAGCCGGCCAUCGACUGAACUGGCUGAAAGCGAGCAUGAGCCUGCUGCUCCUUCGCGCCGCACGACAGGCCUGGGGACUCCGCAGCCUCAGCCAUCUCGAGAGCUCGUCAGCGAUACAAAUGAUGCUGACGAUUCCGGCGCCGCGGACGAAGACGAUAUGCAGGAGACCUCUACGGAGGAAGAGCGACCAAAGUCGAAAGGGACAGAUCUACCCAUCCCAGCAGCUGGACCGCAAAAGCCAGCGCCACAGGAACAAAAGGCUGAAGAUGAGGAAGAAGAGGAGGAGGAAUCAGAGGAAGAAGACCCGGACGUCCGCCGCAGAAGGGAACUGAGAGAAAGAAUGGCCAAGAUGAGUGGAGGAAUGGGCAUGAUGGGUAUGUUCGGUCCUCCGGGAGGCGCAGGACUGCCUGGUGCAGGCAGAAAACCAAAGAGCUCGGAAGGCUCCCGGCAGAUAACAGAAAGCUAUGCUCAAGAGCAACCUCAAGAACGAGCUGCUCCAGUUCCAAUCAUGGCGCUACCGGGCAUGGCCCAGACGCUACACAGACGUCAAGAAGAGCCAUCAGCUUCUCCGAUUGAGGACGACGACGAUACCGCACAGCCCACACCUCAAGCACCAGCCGUCCCUAGCGAAUCUGAUGAUUAUGUUUCCCCACAAACAUUGCAACGCCGCUCGACGGAUCGAACUGUCCCUCCCGUGCCUCAAGAUCGAGCUGCUCCUCCUCCGCCACCGCGUGAUACCAGAGCCGCACCCCCACCUCCACCUACUGGGCCAAGGGCAGCUCCGCCCGUUCCUCAAUCGCCUACCUCGCGAGCCGUCCCUCCACCACCGCCCUCAUUACCCGAAGCCGCUCCGGAGACGUCUGGCUACGAAGAAAGUGAGGAACCAGGGGAUGCCGAGGACGACGACCGUCAAGCUGCCGACAGUCUAGCUAGCCCUCCAGCUAUUCCACCGCUCCCGCCGACCAGACAACCCGAGCCUCCAAAGCUGGACACAGCUGAAGAGGCUAUCUAUCCUCCCAGCGAGAAAAGGGCGUCGCGAAUGCCUCCUCCGGUACCGAUUAGCCCAGCCUCGCCUGUUACAAGAGCUCCUCCGCCUCCUCCACCAGGCGCGCCUCCAAGUCGCCGUUCGACAACUGAUUCAGGAGCGUUCCGCAGUGUCCAUUCUCCCAAGCCCAAUUUGGAGGAUGAAGAGGAAGUCACCGAAUAUGAAGGAGAUUACGAUACUGAUAUCGCCUCUGACGCGAAGCACAAGGAUGCUUUGAAAGCACACAAUCGGGACUCGAGUCUGGAUGAAGGAAUGCUCACUGAUGAUGUCAAAUCACCAAAGAGCCCGCCUACUCGAAAUGCACCUCCUUUGCCGCCGGUCAGUAUACCUCAAGGUGUACCACCUCCGCCACCGUCUGUGCCAACCCCAAAGUCAAGGAAGUCUGUCGACGCUCCACUUGCAGCUCCUCCACCAGUACCUGCGCCCAAGACUCCUGAAAAUGAGGAGUAUGAUCCACAUAACUAUAAUUACUCUGCGCCCAUGCACGCCCCACCCAUACCCGUUGCCAGAGCACCCUAUUCCACAACGUUGCAGUCGCCCAAGGAGGAACUUGAAGAGGGAGACAUGUAUGGCGGAGAUGAGACAGCCUAUGCUCCACCACCUUCUACGGAGAGGCCGGCCCCUCCGCCGCCGCCACCGGAGCGACCUGAAUAUAUUCCACCCUCCAGCUUGGCUCCUCCACCUCCGACCGGUGGCUCGGCCGAACCGCCUGCUGACCUGAAAAGAUCCGGGACAUUUUCUCGUCGCUCAAUGGAGCAUUCGCGGGGCAGUGAGCAGGGCUUCAUCGCUUCUGACAUUGACCUUGGGAAAAAUUCGUUCUGGUGGACCCAGGACAACCUGCUGCCACCUUCAUUACAAGGCAGACCAGAUAUUCUAUAUGAAAUGGAUGCGAACUCCUCCACUAAGCGUGGGGGCAGAACAACGAUCUCCAAGGACGUCUACGUGCUUUACAUGGAUUACUCUCAAACGACCAUCAACGCCAGCUAUGAAUCGGCUGACCCCAUGCACGUCACACUCGAGCAGAAUCAUGAGCGACCGCCGCCAGCCCCUCGGCGAGACCAGCUCGAGACCGCCUCGGAACAGUACGGGAGACAGAUGGCAAGAGUCGCCAGUGGCCUUGCCGGGACCACUGUGGCCGAUGGCUCUGCACGAGGGUUUGUGCUCGAACUGCUGAAGCCUCACACGACAGCACUACUUCCCGUCGGCACACGAGCGUACGGUGCACUUGUGUACGCGAAUCUAGGAAAUGCCUCCACGCAGCAAUUCGACGAGAUCCGUCCGGGUGACAUUGUGACGUUCCGCAACGCCAAAUUCUCGGGCCACAAAGGUAGCUUGCACCAGAAAUACAGUCUCGACGUGGGCAAACCAGAACACGUCGCCGUGGUGAUCGACUGGGACGGGACGAAAAAGAAAAUCAGAGCAUGGGAGCAAGGAAGAGACUUGGAAAAGGGCAAAAAGCCAAAGGUGCGAGAGGAGAGCUUCAAGGUGGGUGAUCUGAAGAGUGGCGAAGUGAUGGUGUGGAGGGUCAUGCCGCGGACUUGGGUAGGGUGGGAUACUGUCAAGUCCUAG
This is a messenger RNA of Cladophialophora yegresii CBS 114405, 3573 nucleotides long. RefSeq lists its product as uncharacterized. Gene Ontology annotation, molecular function: protein binding. The record is from RefSeq and is a predicted model, not a curated record. The transcript has 3 exons. NCBI's taxonomy places the organism in Eukaryota, Fungi, Ascomycota, Eurotiomycetes, Chaetothyriales, Herpotrichiellaceae. The coding region runs from base 1 to 3573 and encodes 1190 amino acids.